Molecule: messenger RNA, 2096 nt
Organism: Chlorocebus sabaeus (green monkey)
Lineage: Eukaryota; Metazoa; Chordata; Mammalia; Primates; Cercopithecidae
Gene: CWC25
Product: CWC25 spliceosome associated protein homolog
Biological process (GO): mRNA splicing, via spliceosome
Cellular component (GO): U2-type spliceosomal complex
Source: RefSeq, a predicted model, not a curated record
AAAUGAGACCUCGACGGCAGAGCUCUCCACAGCGAAGCCUGGAACUUUGCGAAAUCUGCACGUGACGCCACAGUCACACAGCGCGACAGAGCCCUCUACGUCAUCGUUCCGCGACGCCGACGCGGUGAGAUGACGCCCUCCCGGAAGUGGCCUCUAGGUCGGUAUGUGAAACUGGCAGUCGACGGCUCCUGGGACCAGAGCUCGCGAGGUAGCCCCUGGACUAUCUUUCUACGUAUUCUCUUGAUCCUGCCGACGUCUUCCAGAUCCGCGUAGUGAGGAAUCGUCUCCACCAUCAUGGGAGGCGGAGACCUGAAUCUGAAGAAGAGCUGGCACCCGCAGACCCUCCGGAAUGUGGAGAAAGUGUGGAAGGCCGAGCAGAAGCAUGAGGCUGAGCGGAAGAAGAUUGAGGAGCUUCAGCGGGAGCUGCGAGAAGAGAGGGCCCGGGAAGAGAUGCAGCGUUAUGCCGAGGAUGUUGGGGCCGUCAAGAAAAAAGAAGAAAAGUUGGACUGGAUGUACCAGGGUCCUGGUGGAAUGGUGAACCGUGAUGAGUACCUGCUGGGGCGCCCCAUUGACAAAUAUGUUUUUGAGAAGAUGGAGGAGAAGGAGGCAGGCUGCUCUUCUGAAACAGGACUCCUCCCAGGCUCUAUCUUUGCCCCAUCAGGUGCCAAUUCCCUUCUUGACAUGGCCAGCAAGAUCCGGGAGGACCCACUGUUCAUCAUCAGGAAGAAGGAGGAGGAGAAAAAACGAGAGGUAUUAAAUAAUCCAGUGAAAAUGAAGAAAAUCAAAGAAUUGUUGCAAAUGAGUCUGGAAAAAAAGGAGAAGAAGAAGAAGAAGGAGAAGAAAAAGAAGCACAAGAAACAUAAGCACAGAAGCUCGAGUAGUGAUCGUUCCAGCAGUGAGGAUGAGCACAGUGCAGGGAGAUCUCAGAAGAGGAUGGCAAAUUCCUCCCCUGUUUUGUCCAAAGUCCCUGGAUAUGGCUUACAGGUCAGGAACUCUGACCGUAACCAGGGUCUUCAGCGUCCUCUGACAGCCGAGCAAAAGAGAGGGCAUGGGAUGAAGAACCAUUCCAGAUCCAGAAGCUCCUCCUACUCACCCCCCAGACAUGCCAGCAAGAAGAGCACCAGGGAAGCAGGGUCCCGGGACAGGAGGUCCCCGGGCAGAAGGUCAUGGUCCCCAAGGCCCAGCAAACCGCACAACUCUAAGGUGAACAGGAGAGAAACAGGCCAAACUAGGAGCCCAUCACCUAAAAAGGAGGUCUACCAAAGGCGACAUGCUCCCGGAUAUACCAGAAAACUCUCCGCAGAGGAAUUAGAGCGAAAACGGCAAGAGAUGAUGGAAAACGCCAAAUGGCGGGAGGAGGAGAGACUUAACAUUCUCAAGAGGCACGCUAAAGAUGAGGAACGGGAGCAGAGGCUAGAGAAGCUGGACUCCCGGGAUGGGAAGUUCAUCCACCGCAUGAAGCUGGAGAGUGCAUCUACUUCCUCCCUGGAGGAUCGGGUGAAGCGGAAUAUCUACUCUCUACAGAGAACUUCGCUAGCUCUGGAGAAGAACUUUAUGAAAAGAUGAAAACUGUCCCCUCUCUUAUUGGUUUUCCUGCAUUUUCCAGGGAAGCUGCUGACCCCUUAAUUCUCUUUAUAAGAGUUCGAAUGACUUCUUUCACAGAUAUCAAACCACAACUGUUCAAAGUGACCCUGCUCCAUCGAGUCCUGGAACAGCUCACUUCCUUUGUGAGCUAGUGUAACUUGCUUUGUGGGACACUCAGUAACUUUGGGUUUUGACUCUUUAAUGGGUGGGCACUGGACCAUCUUGGUGGGAGUGCUUGUGUCGCUCUGGAAGGCUGUUCCCUGGGGUUGUGAUGUUUAUCAUGCCGCUUCCUUCUUACCUGUGCCAACAGACCUAUUUCACUGCCUCAGUGUACACCAGACCCUUCAGAAACCUCUCUGAGACAAAUUCAUGUUUACUUGAUUCAGAAGAUAGUGUUGCCGGGCGUGGUGGCUCAUGCCUGUAAUCCCAGCACUUUGGGAGGCCAAGGCAGGUGGAUCAUGAGGUCAGGAGAUCGAGACCAUCCUGGCUAACAUGGUGAAAACCCAUCUCUA